UUGGCGUGAGUCUUGUUGAGCGAUCGCUUAAAUUAGUUAUAAAACAAUAUUAAGGGACUUGUCCAUAUAAUUAUCUCGCUGUUCGAUAGCGAGUAGAUUUUUUUUUUUUUAUCUCUUUUUCAGUCUCCAACUAUAAGCUGCUAUAAGUUUUGGCACUCAAUACUUUUUUUGGUGUUUUCUUUUCUUUUCGUUUAGAGGGUAAAUGCAUUGAUUUAUUCUACUCUAUUUUUAAGGGAGUAGAAUGAUUAACGAUAAAUGAAAUUCCAUGGAAAAUUCGUUGACGAAAAGAACGUUGAAUAACUUGAGAAUUCAGAAAACCGACAAAAGCCUUUUUUCUCGAGGUUUAUCUGAGGUCGAAAUCGUCCCUGCUCAUCAAUUCUUCGGUUAAAAAGCUAAAUCACCUUUCAUAAUAAUGAUAACAGCAAUAAUAUCGAUGAUCAAUAUUUUGAAAUGUUGAAUGACCUAGAAGUAGAGAGAAACUAAGUUCAUCAACUUGGUCAUUGCCAGUCAACAAAUAUCAACACGUCGAAUAGUGGUGAAGUCCAUAAAGUUCGAGACUCCACGGCACGAGCGCGUUUUGACUUUGACACGAGCGAAUUCUAUCUCGAACGAAUUCUUUAUACGUACGAUAAAGUACGAAAACCGCUUUCUUCAAACGGCAAUAAGUAGGAGCGAAAAAUUGUUCGUUCUAACGUCCUGCACAGUGAUCAGGAAUGUCAACGAUUUUAAUAAUAGUUGCUCGUUGAUGAGUAAGCAAAUGGAAUCACAAAAAUAUUCGUCGAAGUUUCAUUUUUCAUGAAAUAUUUUCAAUAAUUAUACGAGUCUCUUUGUCAUCAUUGAAAAUUACGAUUGAAAGGAACAUUUUCUGAAAUUCCUUACGGACACUUUUCACUUUUUCUUUAUCUCGCGAGGUAAACAAAUUUUCAGGAUUUUUCUUGGGAAGAAUCCUUCUUUUCCUUGGAAAGAUCCUUUUCUAAGGGGUGAUCCUCAUGAAAAAGGGAGCCCCUCGAGUGGACUCGGGCCUCUGGGGUCAGAGGGCACGAGCGAGGACUUCGGACAGCAGUCUUCACCGGACAAAAACCGGAAGCACUCCCGGAAUCUUAUUGCGACUCAUUCGUCAAUAGAGGCGUUUUAUCAUAUUGUGAAUCACGAAUACUUCCUUGACUAUGAAUAAAGAGAUUUUCAAUUGUGUAGGAAACGUAACAAUUAUGUAAAAAGAAAACAAUUCCGUAAGUAUUCUCGGUAAAAAAUUAUAAAUUUAGUACCCAAUGAAUUCAAUUGUUCAUUGAAAAGUAAGUCAUUAAAAGAUGUGUGAAAAAUCAUCAUCGCAUAAAUUAGGGGUAAAAUUAUUAAUGUCAAAAAGCCUGUCAAAAAGAAUUUCAAAUUCUACAACUUUUGAGUAAAAUAUAUUUUUUAAUAAAUACUUAACGAGGCGUUUCGUCCUUCCUUUGAAUUUUUUUUCAGGACUGCAUGUCCAGAAUAUGGACAUGCUGGUAGUGGCUGAAAUUGUGAUGGGAUCCGAGAAACGUGGCCUCGACAGCCCCUCCUCCGGGCGAACAAUCCAAAACGCGAACGACGCAGCGUUUAAAACUGUUUGAAGUACAGCCAGGCAGCUCAGUGUUUGAGAAUGCUUUGAUAAAUCACAUCGCUACACACAUAGCAGGAGACAGUUUGGUUUUUCAAUCAAUAUUGUGAUUAAAUCGUAAACCGAGCAAAUUUAUUGUCGCGUUGAAGGCUCGCGUGAUGGGAUCGAUAAUAAGUUAUUUUUUUGGAGCUGACGAAACUGACGAAAUUGAUCCGGGUACUGGAUUAACCGCGAAACAACGAAAUCUCAUAAUGAAAUGUUGGAGUGAAUUGCAACCAAAUAUCCGUGAAAUUGGUGUUGAGAUCAUGAUUACUUUUUUUCGGAAUUAUCCCGAAUAUCAGGAGGAAUUCCCGAAGUUUCGUGGUCGAGAGUUGGAAGAACUUGCUAACGAUCGAACAUUUCACGCGCACUGUCUCAACAUAAUGAGUACAUUUGAACAAGCUAUUGAAUUUCUUCACGAUCCAGAAUUGUGUGUCGCUGCUCUUCAUAUGGCUGGCGAAAGACACGCCCGACGAGGACAAACUACGAGGCCAUUCGAGGUAUUGGAGCCGUUGGUCAAUGAAAUUCUCAAAUCCCAUUUGAAUAUCUCCGGCACAACAGAAACGUCAGAGGCACUUGAUAUUGCCUUGGCUCUAAUAUUCAAGGAAUUGAAGCACGCUAUCGAAGAACACGAUCGAAGUGAGACGAACGAUUCGACAAAGUCCAGAAGCUGAAUUGGAUUCGUUGGGACUGAUGAUGCUCAUUCUUCGUUUUGAAACAACUUUUUACGCUGAUUUUUUAAUCCAAUAUUUUUUUGACCCAAUUACAAUGGACGCACGCGAUACUGAUCUUAAGAUUUAUUAUUUUUAUUAUCGGACUCUUGCUCGAUAUAGCAAAUCGUUGACAGAACUUUGUACGCUUGUACUUAAAAUUAGGAUUAGGGAAAUUGAAAUAUUUUUAAUCGAGUACUUGAAAUAACCAAAACAAUGAUAAAUAAUGUACCUGAAUUUUCAGUUGUAAAAAAAUGUGUAACUUUCAUGAAAACUUAUUGACGAUUUGAGAUAAAUGAAUUUUACAAAUGAUGCGAAAUAAAUAAUACGCAUAAUA
Messenger RNA from Venturia canescens, 2671 nucleotides. Its product is annotated as globin CTT-VI-like. Lineage: Eukaryota; Metazoa; Arthropoda; Insecta; Hymenoptera; Ichneumonidae. The coding region runs from base 1744 to 2298 and encodes 184 amino acids. Gene Ontology annotation, biological process: oxygen transport; response to hypoxia. The record is from RefSeq and is a predicted model, not a curated record. The transcript is spliced from 3 exons. Gene Ontology annotation, molecular function: oxygen carrier activity; heme binding; oxygen binding.